CGACGAUUAUGUCAUCAAAUGUAUGAUCAUAAGGCAUUGUUUUCAUGAAAACUUUUGCAGAUUUUGAAGGUAGAUGUGUGAAACAGUAUAUAAGAUCAAAAAAACUAACUUAAACCAGAAACUAUACAAAUUCCUCGUCAGUCAUCAUUUCGUCCUGCCCUAUCGCCAUUCCUACUUGCAGCUCUCUCACUCCCACGUCACCAAUUGUUUCUUGGAUCACAAGAGUACACGCCACAUCAUGUCACUUCCACGUCACAAAACACAGCUUCCUGAUACUCUACCCGUCGUUUGACUCAGAGUCAGAUUGCCAUUCUACAGUAAACCCCCAAAACAACCAUGAACCAUCUGCCACUCCUCGAGUCUUAAACUAAAUUGACGACAAAACCUUGUACGAUGAUGUGAAACAAACACAGAACAGAAAGAAAAAUAUCAGCAAACUUUCACCAGAUGUUAGCAUCAUAUCCUUCAAUUUCUCCCGGCUCCACUCUCCAUAAUUGAAAGCCCCAACCAACUUCCAAUUUUCUCAACUGCGUCACCUACCAAUCAUUAAGUACUACAAUCCAUGGCAGCAGCUUCACCUUUGAUCUCUGCUGAACCAAAACAAAAAAAACAAAGAAAAAACAAUGAACAACCCAUCAUUCCUCCUUCAGUUUCUUCCCCUGCUUCUUCUUCUCCCCUGUUUUUCGUUUUCAAUCGAGACAGACACCAUCAAGCCCAACAAUCCCCUCCGAGACGGCGACGUUUUGGUCUCCGGCCGCCAAACCUUCUCCCUCGGCUUCUUCUCCCCCAAGAACUCCAUCCGCCGGUACAUCGGGAUAUGGUACCACAACGUUUCGGAGCAAACCGUCGUCUGGGUCGCGAACAGAGACGCUCCUCUCAACGACACUUCCGGUCUACUGUCCCUCGAUUCCCGCGGCAAUUUCGGUAUAUACGCUGCAAAUGGAACUUCACUCGUCUGGUCGGCAAAACUCCCAGCUGGGAAUUUCGCCGCUCGGCUUCUGGAUUCGGGGAAUUUGGUGGUGGUACAAGAAGAGACGGAAAGGGUAUUGUGGCAGAGCUUCGAUUUCCCGACGGAUACUCUGCUCCCGUAUAUGAAAUUGGGGUUGAACCGGACAAUCGGUUCGAAUUGGUCACUCACCUCGUGGAAGUCGGAAGACGACCCCGGGUCGGGUUCCGUCUCGUACCGGAUCGACCCGACGGGUUACCCGCAGUUGUUCCUGUACAGGAACGGCUCGGUCCCUGCGUGGCGGGGCGGACCGUGGACGGGUGCUCGAUGGAGCGGGGUUCCCGAGAUGACCAAGAAUUUCAUCUUCAACGUCAGCUUCGAGAACGACGGCGACGACGACGUGUUCGUGAUGUACGGGGUGGUGUCGAACAUGUCGAUCGCGACGAGGAUGAUGGUGGACGAGUCGGGGCUCGUGAGGCGGUCCACUUGGAACGGGCGCGAUAGUAGGUGGGUCGAGUUUUGGUCCGCCCCGAAGGAACAGUGCGACAACUACCAGCUGUGCGGGCCCAACAGCAACUGCGACCCGUACCAGGCGGACACUUUCUACUGCAAGUGCCUACCCGGGUACGAGCCGAAGUCGCCCCGAGAGUGGUUCCUCAGGGACGGUUCGGGCGGCUGCGUGAGCCGGGCGGGGGCUUCCACAUGCAGGAGCGGGGAAGGGUUCGUGAAGGUGGCACGUGUGAAGGUGCCCGACACGAAGAUGGCACGUGCCGACAUGGGGUUGGGAUUGAAAGCGUGCGAGGAAGGGUGUUUGAGUAAUUGCACGUGCCAGGCUUACACGAGCGCGGACGAAAACGGGACUGGGUGCUUGAGAUGGUACGGUGACUUGGUGGACACGCGAACGUAUACCAAUGGUGGGCAGGACAUUUAUGUUCGUGUCAACGCCAGUGUGUUAGCUUCUUACAACAAGAAGUCCAGAGGGCCCUUUCAUAAUCCAGGAAUGCAAGCCGUCCUGAUUGUUUCAGUUCUACUAGCUCUCUUCCUGGUCAUUUUUCUAGCAUUUUGCCUGGUAAGGAGGUAUAGGAAAGCAGCUCGAGACAGAAUGGACAAACUUUCGUUCUUUUUCGACACAACUAACCCAGAAGGAUCCAUAACCGAAAAGGAUAGCAGAAGAGGAAAUAUGGAUUUGCCCUUCUUCCAUCUCAGUGAGAUUGCUGCCGCCACAGAUAAUUUCUCCGAAGCAAACAAGCUAGGAGAAGGUGGAUUCGGCUCUGUCUACAAGGGCACAUACAAAGAAAAUGAAAUUGCAGUUAAGAGGUUGUCCAAGUACUCAGGACAAGGAGCAGAAGAAUUCAAGAACGAGAUCGAGCUCAUUGCAAAGCUCCAACACAAGAAUCUCGUAAGGAUUCUAGGUUGUUGCGUGCAAGGACACGAGAAGAUGUUGGUCUACGAAUAUUUGCCUAACAAAAGCUUGGACUUCUUCAUUUUUGAUGAUGAAAAGAGGGCAUUGUUAGACUGGUCGGUUCGGUACAACAUUAUAUGUGGCAUAGCUCGAGGAAUCUUGUAUCUGCAUGAAGAUUCAAGACUGAGAAUCAUACACAGAGAUUUAAAGGCCAGUAACGUCCUGUUGGAUGCUUCGAUGAAUCCGAAGAUUUCUGAUUUCGGCAUGGCGCGAAUAUUUGGAGUCGACCAAGACCAGGCCAACACAAACCGCGUGGUUGGCACAUAUGGCUAUAUGUCGCCAGAGUACGCAAUGCAAGGAAUGUUCUCUGUAAAGUCGGAUGUAUACAGCUUCGGCGUCCUUCUACUGGAGACCAUCACAGGGAGGAAAAACAGCAGUUACUACGAAGAAACGACCUCCGCGAGUCUGGUCGGUUAUACUUGGGAGCUGUGGAAGCAAGGCAGGGCACUGGAGAUGGUCGACCCGUUGCUGGGCGAACCGUACCCAGACCAAGACGUGCUGAGGUGCGUCCAAAUCGGGCUGCUGUGCGUCCAGGAAUCGGCGGCCGACCGGCCCAACAUGUUCGACGUCGUGUUCAUGUUGUGCAACAUCGAGACGGCUCAGGCGCCGCCGACGCCGAGCAAACCGGCGUUCAUAUUGAAGCGAGGGUACAACAGUUUGGAGCCGUCGACGAGUUCGAAUGGCGCCAGCUCCGUCAAUGACGUUACCGUCACUGUGCUUGAAGCUCGGUAGAGAAACGGCACGACGUCGUUGUGGUUGGUUGGAGAUAUAAUUCAUAUAUUUUUGGGGAUUGAAUUAGGUAUUUUUUUUCAGCCGUCCACCAUAAGUUAGUGUGGACCACCAGAUGAUGAUUAGUAACGUGAUCAGGAUAUGAGGUUGGAUUUGAUUUUUAAUUGAGUGAGAAGCAAGCAAUUAAUGUAACUAUAUAAAUUAUUUGAGAAAUUAUGUAUCCAAUGUAUAUAGAUGGAAAUGUUAAUACUACAAUGCCAUUACAGUUGGGUGCUUGCUGUAUACAAAUUAAAUGAAAUGAUGUUAC
Messenger RNA from Linum tenue, 3444 nucleotides. Lineage: Eukaryota; Viridiplantae; Streptophyta; Magnoliopsida; Malpighiales; Linaceae. The record is from the annotation of a GenBank genome assembly.